AUGGAAAAUGAUACUAUCGAGCAAACAGAAGUAAGCGAUAUUCUUACAUUGCAGUGGAAUGGUACUUCAUGUAUAAAUGUUGUGAGCGAGGUUUACUUACGAUUUAUUACUAAUUCAAAAGGUAAAAUAGGAAAAGUUCAAGCAAGCUUUGUCUAUGUGAACCUAUCACGUUUCGAUGAUCAACGACAAUACUAUAUUCAUGUCAGUUUUGAGGAUAAUUCCACGUCAGCGAUAGAGACUACUGGAUAUCGUAUAGGUCAAAUAAUAGAAACAUCGGCGGGAACAUUAAUUGUACCUAAAAAUGGUGAAUGUAACGUAGAAAAUAUAAAAACUAUCAAAUUUGGUUUUGAUGUCAUAUCUGGCUGCAUAAUCAGAUCAUCGAUAUGUAAUCAACUUCGCUCAGAAAUUCGAAACAUUUUCGAAUAUUUCGAAUUCUCGAAUUUUUUAACGAUUCCACAAAAUAUUAAUUCUACGAAAGUUGCUGCUGUUUUUCAAAAUAAGAAUUUGUUUCAUUUAGUUGAUUACGAUGAAUGUGCUAUUGUUACCACUGUUGCCAUAAUCAUUGAAUAUGCCAGAACUGGUGAUAUAUCGAAUUAUUCAUAUCGUCUAACUUCUGUGAAUUAUGUUUAUGGAGAAGCAAUAUCGGUCGAACAUCUCCGAAAUUCGUCAAUUCCUAUCAAAUUUUUUGUUAAAUUUUUUGAAAUGGCUACGAAACCAUAUCAUAUUUAUAAACCUAUACCAAAAAUUGAUUUUUCAUUACCUUUGAGAAACUCAAAAGAAUGGAAGCAGGCCGGUAUACAACCUUUGUAUUCGCCUUUUGUAUCAACUUGGCUGAGAAUUCAGCAGUUACGAGGUUACAAGAAUUAUUUCAUAAUAUCGGCAUGUUUUUUGGAAAAUUUAGCUUAA
Molecule: messenger RNA, 906 nt
Organism: Dracunculus medinensis (Guinea worm)
Lineage: Eukaryota; Metazoa; Nematoda; Chromadorea; Rhabditida; Dracunculidae
Source: the annotation of a GenBank genome assembly